GACAUUUCGUUUUCAAAAUGGCGCUUUCUAAGCACGAAUAGCAAAGAACAGGGAACUGAGAUUAUCGCGAUGAUGGAGGACUCGAAAUUUAGCGAUUGCCUAUCUGAAUUUUUGAGUACUGGGAUUUACCGAUUCGAAAAUUCAAAUGCUGUUUUUAUCGAUCCGGUUCGUAUCCUAAACCGUUCAUAUACCCGGUUUAGAGUUUUGCCAUCUGCCUAUUACUCUCGUUUCUUCGAUUCCAAUCACAAUCUCUCUUCAAAUCCAAAGAAAAGAAAGCGCAAACAGAAAAAAAAUUACUAUUUAAACGAAAGAGAACAAGCUGCUGAUAAACGCCACCAACAAGCGAGGCCUAUGUUGUCCAAGGCACUGGAAUGCUUAAUGGAGACUACUGAUCUUUUAUCAAUUAUGAGAGACUUAAGGAGUGAUAUUUGUUCGUCAGAAUUAACAAAAUUGACACUGCCUCAUGAUGAGCUGUCUUUUGUAGAACUAGGCCGUGUUUGGCAAGCUCCUCUCUAUGAUAUUACUCUUAAUUUUCCUCGGUCAGUAAAAGAUUCAGCAAUUGAUCAAUGCAGAGACCAAAGUAAUCUUCCCGUGUUUAAUAAUUUGGUUGUUAAUGAGACAUGCGAUGAUUUAGAGGCUGAAUUUCUAAACAGGAAAUAUAUACUACCUAGAGAGAGUUGCUUCUACAUGUCUGACCUGGGGCUGAUCCGCAACCUUAUUCCUGCUGAGUCUGGAUGUGGCUUCAAUCUGAUUUUGGUCGAUCCACCAUGGGAAAAUGCUAGUGCUUCUCAGAAACUCCUGUACCCAACAUUGCCAAACCGGUAUUUCUUAUCCCUUCCUAUUAAGCAACUUACUCAUACAGAUGGAGCACUUGUAGGCUUAUGGGUUACCAACAGGGAGAAAUUGCGUUCUUUUGUCGAGAAAGAGCUCUUCCCCGCAUGGGGAGUCAGUUAUGCCGCUUGUUUUCACUGGUUAAAGGUGAAAGCAGAUGGCUCUUUAGUUAGUGAUUUAAACCUCUUUCAUCACAGACCUUAUGAGUGCCUUCUGCUGGGUUACUGCCAUCCUGAGGUGAAAAGCACGAAUUCUAAACAGAUGCUGAACUUGAGAGCUUUAGAAAAUGAUGAAAUCAUUAUAAGUAUCCCUGGUGAUUACUCGAGGAAGCCCCCAGUUGGAGAGUUACUGCUGGGGCAUGUUCCAGGCCCUAAACCUGCUCGAUGCAUUGAAUUAUUUGCCAGAGAGAUGAUAGGAGGAUGGACUUCUUGGGGGAAUGAACCUCUUCGCUUCCAAAAUUCAAGCUAUUUUAUAGAAAGAUGAUGACAACACAUGUGGAUGAAGGCCCAUGUAUUUGAACUGCUCAAUGGAACCUGGAAUUCACGGCUUUCCUCUCUUCCUAGACACGAAUCCUGCAAUGCCCUCAAGUAACAAGAGAAUGAAAUUGGUGACGUAUGGUCCAAAACCAGCUAGUUCAACUGUAUGGCAUAGAUUGUGCAUGUGGUGAAUGCUGUUUAGAUGUUGAGUUAGAAGAGAGGGUAGAAAAGAAAUAGAUCUGCUUUGAAUUUUGGAGCAGUGGGGCUAGUAGUUGUUUAUGUUGAAAUAGAUGCACCGUUCUUAUAAAUUUUGAAUGCUCAAUCUCAUUGUUUUAGCUCAAAGUGCAGUUUUGAAUGUAUAACCUAUGAAUGGAGUCAGGUUGCACUAUUGAUAUUUUAGUGUCACGAUUUCAUAAAAUGCAUUUUCAUUGCUUGA
Molecule: messenger RNA, 1743 nt
Organism: Ricinus communis (castor bean)
Lineage: Eukaryota; Viridiplantae; Streptophyta; Magnoliopsida; Malpighiales; Euphorbiaceae
Product: methyltransferase-like protein 2
Exons: 10
Coding region: 70-1314 (414 amino acids)
Cellular component (GO): RNA N6-methyladenosine methyltransferase complex; nucleus
Molecular function (GO): methyltransferase activity
Source: RefSeq, a predicted model, not a curated record